Dermacentor silvarum is the source of this 1525-nucleotide messenger RNA. Its product is annotated as centrosomal protein of 19 kDa. Bases 234 to 731 code for a protein of 165 amino acids. The transcript has a single exon. Gene Ontology annotation, biological process: trans-Golgi to periciliary membrane compartment transport; microtubule anchoring at centrosome. The record is from RefSeq and is a predicted model, not a curated record. Gene Ontology annotation, cellular component: centriole; centrosome; spindle pole. NCBI's taxonomy places the organism in Eukaryota, Metazoa, Arthropoda, Arachnida, Ixodida, Ixodidae.
UUCGCAACAAGGCUGAUAAGGAACUGCGCGAAGCAGCAUAGGAUGGUUUCUUUCUUAUUGAAAUUAACUAAUGACUUGCAUGUCUAAAAAUAAGUUAUCCUUGUAAUACAGUGAUCGGUCUUGCGUGCCGCGGUCUCAACGACGGCUUUUUUUCUUUCCUCUGGGCAAGCUGCCGGCAAGUUGUCGCGCUUAUGCGCCCAUCUUCGCGCUCUUGAACAGUACAUUUGCGAGGCAUGGCAUCGACUGAAAUCACUAUCAAGAGCGUCGGCGUGCGACUGAACAGCCCCGCCGUCAUUGUCGUGUAUCAAACGGGCAGCGGCACGCUUCACAAGAGGACGAUGCCCGUGAGGGGCCUGUUCGAGAACUCGGACAUCAAAAGCGUAGCCGAAGCGCUGCGCGACCGUCAUUCAGCGGUUCUAAGCGGCGCUCCUCUGAUACAAGUGGAGAAGAUGUUGCGCAUUCUGCAGGAAAACAUAAAAGGUCAGUCGUUGGAAGAGUGCCUGGCAAAAGUGAACGAAGAGUUCACGGUAAACCCGGACGAAGAUCUUAACAAGUUGGACGACGAGACGUUGCAGAGGAAGAAAGACCUGAUGAGCUUAUCCUUCGAGAAGAGUCGUAAGAAACCCGGCGACCCGGACUUUCAGUACGACGUCGAGGAAGAUUUCGAUGUCGAAGGCGCGAUCGAGACGUCCGGAUGGGACUCCGACAAGAGCGGUGAUUUCAACUUCUGAUGCCACUACAGAGCAUACAACUUCGCUUUUUUUUUUUUUUUUGUAUAUAUACUGUGCAUUUUUCUUGCAGUUCUUUCUUUUGGGAACGCGUCAUUCUGUAUUUCUCGUGCUUUUAAUUCUCCGAAAACUGGUACGUGUGGCGCCAUCUAGACCAAUAGAGAAGAAGGAACGAUUGACGUGCCGAGCAGUGAAGUGUGCGUGCAGUGAUGCUUUACUAUAAAAAUAUAGUUGUAACAAUAGCUAAGCUUAUUGCUGAAAAGAGUUGAUGCCCGUUUUCCCGUAAUGUUUGUUUUUCUACCUUUGGCGUCGCAUGAAUGUGCAUGGUGAGUUUGCUGCCAAUUUUCAUGUUUGUGAUAUCUGGGCCAACGGGCUGGGCUGAAGGCAGUGCGGCUUUGUAACAAAAGAAACGAAUACGAAUUAAUGAAUCACUUGAUUAAAUGGAGGAAGCAUGACACACAGCGGCUGAUGUGCGUCGGAGCUGAUGGCGCGAGUUUGGCUCCCAUGGUGGAUACGGAGAGGAACUGGCGCAAUUAACUGUAGUACACUGUAUAGAGGAACUCUGGAGUUAAUAAUUCGUUAAUAAUAGGCGAAGUGCGGCGACAAGGAGCAAUUUUCUCGGUGUUAAUUUUAUCACAGAGGCAUACAUUUUAAGAUGACUCGAGGUAGUAAUUAUGCAAGCAAACAUGGAAAUAUAUUUUCUAGACUAAUUAACUUUGAACAAUUAAACAGCCUAAUUAUCUCGACAUGAAAAAAAUUUGAGGCUGCUAAUUUCCGCAAGGUGAUGAUCUCCGGCC